Molecule: messenger RNA, 1194 nt
Organism: Platichthys flesus (European flounder)
Lineage: Eukaryota; Metazoa; Chordata; Actinopteri; Pleuronectiformes; Pleuronectidae
Gene: wdr97
Product: WD repeat domain 97
Exons: 7
Coding region: 1-1194 (397 amino acids)
Source: RefSeq, a predicted model, not a curated record
AUGACUCAAGAAGUAUCACGCUCAUUUCUGUGUAACUUGUCCCUGCAGCCUCCAGAUAUAAUUUCUCCUCCAGAGCAACCCAAACCCCAAACUCCUCCUCCACCUCCUCCUCUUCCAAGGACCCCACGUCUCCUAACCCCUCAUCCCCUAACCCCUCGUCUCCUUACCCCUCGUCCAAGGACCCCAACACCGCCCCCACCUCGAGAACCCACUCCUGAGGUGCCGGGGUUCCUCAAACAGUUUGCAAAUUCUAGCUGGUUCAGAGACGUAUUCCCUGAUAAGAUGAGUAUCCCAAGCACCCUGUCUCCAGAGGACUUCUCCUUGCAUCUGCUGGGCUCCCUGACCACCUGCAGCACGCCAUCCAAACUGAAGAUUGUUGUAGCACUGCAGAGCCUCCACAGCCAGGGCCUCCUGCAGAACACCGACAAGCUCUACCAAGGCCUCGUGGACUUACUGCCUGCAUUUGCAAGACCACAUAUGUCCCCUUUGGAACGGACCGUGCUGGAGGAAAUGUUGAAUCUGUUGGUGAAUCUGAAACCUGCCAGUUGUGACCUUGUGAAAAAGCUUCUCACUCUUCUGGCCUUUAAAAAACUGGUUCUAGGGGAGACAGUGGUGCGCGUGCUGACGGCAUUGGGUGUAGACGAGGCUGAGCAGUGGCUGUGGCCUGAGUUGGAGAGCUGGGACUUGGAGCAGCGGGACCAGUCUAACAUCUGGAAAAGCCUCCAUGACAGGGCAGACUGGUGGCUGCAGUUAUGGACCUCAAAAUUCAAAGAACACAACAGGUAUCUGAACUUCGAGGGUUCGGCAAAGCAGCAGCCGCUAUCCUUCAGCGUGGUGGAUGUGCUGAACUAUUUCUGCUCCAUCCAAAAAGAAGAGGAGAACAGAAAGGCUCUAUGUGUUGCACCUGCUGGUCCCAACAACACUGUACUCCUGCCCCUACAUGACUGCGGAUCUUCCCCGAUCUUUCGUCUUGGAGAGACUAACAGUAUGUCCAGGAUACGCGGGCCACCAGGAGUAACUCUGCCUCCGCUGCGAAACCGACCCUUCCUCACACACUUUCCCCAUUUCAUCUCUCUGCCGUUCUCUCGAGUCACUCUGCGCCCCUUCCACGUCUACUCAGACGCGGACUGGCUGAAGGCCCCCCCUCACCGCUACUUCAUUCAAAAACAGUCCCUCGUGGAGUACUACAGAUGA